This is a messenger RNA of Dinoponera quadriceps, 3522 nucleotides long. RefSeq names its product general transcription factor 3C polypeptide 3. Gene Ontology annotation, biological process: double-strand break repair via nonhomologous end joining; DNA biosynthetic process; DNA recombination. The record is from RefSeq and is a predicted model, not a curated record. Lineage: Eukaryota; Metazoa; Arthropoda; Insecta; Hymenoptera; Formicidae. Bases 360 to 3137 code for a protein of 925 amino acids. Gene Ontology annotation, molecular function: ATP binding; protein binding; DNA binding. The transcript is spliced from 5 exons. Gene Ontology annotation, cellular component: DNA ligase IV complex; DNA-dependent protein kinase-DNA ligase 4 complex; transcription factor TFIIIC complex.
UUAUUUUGUCUUGUUGAUUCUUGUAACGUAUAACGUGUAGCUAUAACAAAGUUUACUUGAUAAAACUUGGUAAAAUAUUACAAUUGGUUAAGUUAUGACAUACUAGUGAUGUACACCUACUCGUUUGCUGUUGCCUCGAUAUUAUGCGAGUGCAAUAUUCUUCGUGCAGCACUGAGCACAAAUAUGACCGAUCUUAGUGCAGUAUUAAAUUAAUAUGGCACCUAAUAAAAACAACAUUGCAACUUGUCAGUGGAAUACAGAGAAAUUAGAUUUAUGUAGAUUUAAGAAAUUAGUAUUUUAUCCGUACCGAGUUCGUGCGUGUCAGAUCGACCAAAAUGUGCACAUCGUAGGAAACUGAAAUGGAAUCUGAUGCGAGUGAAGAAAGUGUCGACGCAGAUACACCCGAGAAAGCCACGAUGGAUGUCAAUAGCGAGUUAAUUAUUAGCGAUAAUAGCACUGUGGCGCCAGUGAUAAUAGAAGAACUGGACGAGGAUGCUAUCAGCAUGAUGGACGUUGAUAUGAGCGAAUUUGUCGAAGCCAAAGCGUUACCGAUACAAGAAGUAGAAGUAGAAAAUGUUAUUAUUCCAAAUUUCGCGCUCACGUCGUCGCAUAAUUUAAACAAGGAUGUUGUAAUGGAUACGGAUCUGGACCAGGAUAUGUUGCUCACUGCGGACGAAGAAGAUCGUCUGACGAAACAGUUCUUGAAUGGAGAGCUAACAUUUUGCGAAUAUUCGUCGAAAAUGGACCAGGAUGUAGAAAUGGAGAUGACAGAGAAUAAUACUGUCAGAAGAAACGCUGGGACUGAUCGGGUCACCGUGCAGAAACUUGCCGAGCCGAAGGCGAGCAAAGUGACUAGCGGUCAGCAGGUGCGACAAAGGAGGAAGAGACGUAUCUUGCCGCAGGUUUUACAAGGACUUAUGGGAGAGGCAAACGUGAGAUUCGCGAAAGGAGAGGUGGAGAUAGCCGAGCAGAUGUGUAUGGAGAUCAUCAGGCAAGUGCCGAGCGCCUCCGAGCCAUUCCAAACGCUAGCGAUGAUAUACGAGAACGAUCAGAAAAAGUCGUUGCAAUUCGCCCUGAUCGCUGCGUACCUCAACCCCAGAGACGCCGAACAGUGGGUAAGAUUGGCCAACUUGUCGCUGGAGAACGACGAUAUAAAGCAAGCCAUAACGUGCUACUCGAAAGCUAUCCAAGCGAGCCCGAAGUGCGUGGAGCUGUACGACAGGCGAGCCCAGCUCCAGGAAAGUAACGGGGACAGGAAAGGGCAGCUGCGCGGAUACCUGAAGCUGAUACAUCAGUUGGAUCCCGGAGACCAGCACAUAAUCAAAUACGCCAAGGAGUUGACCCAAGAGUACAUUAAAGAGAACAACAACGAACAGGCGUUGGAAGCGAUGGAGAUUCUCUUCGCCAAGUGUCCCGAUCUCAUCACUUUGGAAGAGGUCAACAUCAUAACCGAAUUGUUGAUAACGCUGAAGCAAUUCAAGAGAUGCCUGGAUCUACUGGUCAAGUACACGAGCAUUCGAAUACAAUACAAGGAGGGGGCGGACAGAGAAGUGGGGAACGACAGAAUGAGGAAACUCGAGAAGACGGAAGAGUCCGGCAAGUUGAAGGAGGAACUCCCGUGCCAAUCGGAUCAUCGGGACACCAAUGACAUCGAGUGGUGCGAUGUACCGGACGACGUGGCCGUCGAUCUGAGAGCGAAGACCCUCGUGAUUCUGAUAGAAUUGAAUCACGUCCGACUGGCCGACGAAUUCCUGUCGAGACUUUACAUGCGCGAGGACCCGGAGUGUUCCGGGGAUCUCUUCUUGGACGUGGCGGAGGCGCUGAUGAGCAAGAACGAGUUUCAACGCGCGUUGAAUCUACUGGAUCCCCUGGUGAAAAGCACGAGGUACAACCUGGCCGGGGUCUGGCUGAAGCACGCGGAAUGCUGGGCCGCCUGCAACGACCUGGACAAGGCGGUGACGUCGUACGAAGCUGUCCGGGAAUUGUCGCCGCAGCAUUUAGGCGCGAGGCUGGCUCUGGCCAAGCUCUACAUAGAAAAGAGACGGUAUGACGAGGCGAUACAGGUUCUCUACCAAGAUCCCGAGUACGAAAUAUUGGACCCCAACGCGGUGUACCAGAGGACGGUGUUGCUGUACAAAAUGGAGCGAUACGAGGAAUACUUGUCAUCGGGUAUGUUGCUUCUGUCGAGGCACUGCGUGCGCAUAAGGAUCAAGGACGACCUGAACUCGUUGGCGCGGCCGACCGGCGUUCGUCAACGUCUCGAAAGUCUGCGGAAUAAUCGCCGGACCUUCGGGGAGAAUUUCGAGGACGAGAACGCCCCGGCCUUCAGCAACAGCGCCGAGCCGAGCAAGGAGGAUGAAUUCCAGCUCUUCCUGCAGAUGUGCGAGCAAGCGUACAAGCUGAAGAAACACGGCUUCCUUCAGAGGAUAUGCUUCACCGCUCUUACCUCGAAGAGAUUCAUCAAGUGCAACGACCACAUAACCUUCCUCUGCUUGAUCUCGUGCAUUCACAACAACGACUCGUUCUACGGCUACAAUAUCGUGCGGGAAUUCGUGCGCGAGUGCCCGAGCUCGAACUGGUGGAACCUGCUGAACAUCAUAAUCCAGAAGGCGGAGGAUCUCCGGCACAACAGGUUUAUAAUGCGGCUGCUCGGAAGGGAGGACGUCUUCACGUAUCUGCAUAUCAUGCACGCGAACAAUUGCCUCGUCUCGGGAACGUACAAGUACGCCUUGAACUCGUACAUUUCCCUGUUCAAGGUAGCGCCCAGCGCGUUGCUGGCGCUCCUGAUUGGUGUAACGCAGUUGCAGAUGGCCUGCCAGAAGUCACCGGCGAAGAAGAAUCAGCUCUUGAUUCAAGCUUUGGCUUUCUUCAAGAAAUACAUGCAGCUACGCGGCGACGAAGGUAAACAAGAAGCGUAUUACAACACGGCGAGGGCGUUUCAUCAGAUCGGUCUGCUGUCGACCGCGAUUCAUUUCUACAAGUUGAUUCUGGAAGAGGACCCGGGAGACUUGGUCAAGCAGAAUGCGAAUCUUUUGGAUCUGAGGAAAGAAGCGGCUUUCAAUUUACAUCUCAUAUAUCUGCAGUCCGAGAAUCAACUCCUCGCUAGAAUGUAUCUCGAGAAUUACAUCACGAUUUGAGCGAGAAAUAUUGCAAGAGAAUACCUGACUAGAAAUACGAUAUAGGAUUAUUACUUAUAUAAUAAGAAUAAUAAUAAAGUAUAAUAAUAAUUAUUCUUAUAUAGUAAUAAUGUAUAUGUGUAUAUAUACUUAAUGAUAUUAUUAGUUUUACAAAGACACGAAGAGCUUGUGUCUUUCAAAUAAAUUAUAAAGUUGAAUAAAUGACUGAAUAAAGUAACGCUACACCAAAUAUGAGUAUCGAGACGUUUACAAAAUUUAACAUGUGGCAUAAGUGACUUAAGAGAGAAAUGAAUUUGGGAUAGUGUAUCUUCGACACUAUCGUGCUUACAUUUAUCUUUGUUAUCGCUACACGUGGUCGAGAUAUAUCGCAAGAACUUGCCUGUAA